This is a messenger RNA of Vitrella brassicaformis, 4927 nucleotides long. Lineage: Eukaryota; Vitrellaceae. The record is from the annotation of a GenBank genome assembly.
UGUUUAGUAGCCUAUUUGCACACCGAACCACCUGACGGCGUAUGUAUGCGUGAAAACAUCCGACACACAAAGGUCCCCCCCACUCUUUGUCUAUGCGUCCUCCUUCUCUUCCUCAUCUGCCUCUUCUGCCUCCCUCUCCUCCCCAUCCCCAUCCCCCAUGAGCAGCCGCGCCCGCUCCGCCGCAUACUUGGCAUCACAGGCAUCGAGCUCAUCCUCAUAGCCAGCAGGGAAGACGAGACACUCGCCGCCCAUCUCCGUAUCACCCUUCUCGGCAGCAGCAGCAGCAGCAGGAGAGAGGACAUCAGCAGGGAAGGGCGCUUCUUCUGGCACUCCAGUGAAUCCCUUCCACAGCUCUUUCUUGGUUGGCUCUGGCUCGGGUGGUGGCGGCGCCUCUGCCUCAACAGGUGGCUCGGGGGGUGGCGGAGGGGCCCCCUUCUUGUCCUUUGCGUCCUUCUUGCCUGACAAUCAUACACAAAUCCGUCAUCUGUUGCACCAAAACGCAUCGACAGACAGACAGACAGACAGACACGCACCUGUCGGCGACUCUUCUUUGGGUGGUGGUGGCUCCGCGGCAUCCUCUUUCGGUGGCUCUUCCUGUGGUGGCUCGGGUGCCGGCAGCUCUGGUGGAGUGUACCGCUUUGUGAGUGACGGUGCGAAGGCCGUGGAGAAGAAGAACUCCAGCCGGUCGGAGAGGGGAAUCUCCGCAAACUCGGACGUCUGCAGGGAGAGAGACAUGGGGGAGACAGACAUUAAUGAGUCAUGAGUGCCCACGUGAGUGUGCGGGUCUGUCUCACCUUGUAGUCGGCAAGUCGGACGAAGAACCGUUCAAAUUCGAAGUAGACGAGCUCCGUGGCGAGGUAGUCAAGCAGGCUGAUGCCUUCACUGUCGCCAGCACUCAUGCCGUACCUGCGUUCGUGAUGAAUGAGCACAUGGAUCAACCACACACAUGUCCAGUGUUGUUGCUGGUCUCGUGCAUUGCAUGUCAGUCAGUCAGCACCUGGUGACUGUCGUGAGUGUUGCCGGCGGGAAGACCUCCGCUAGAAUGGUCAGCGCCUCCAUCGGGGUGAGCCGAAAUGACGUCCCUGCAGGCCAGGCACGACGACACACCGUUGUGCGUGACAUGUCAGGCAAACACACGUACUUGAGUAUCGCUCCAUGCGCUCAGCCUGGCUUUCCUUGCCACCUGUAGAGUCAACACACACACACACACACGUGUCAGGUGCCCGUCAACCACAGUCAUCAUCUGGGUGUCUCAGCCACCCUGUGCGGAGCCGGGGGAGCCGUCCAUGAAGUCGCGAUCCCGGCCUGACAAAGGGCAAGAGCAGCGGUCGAUCACCCAAGUCACGUGAUCUGCACACAUGUGCUGGCUGCCGCACCUUCCGGCGUGACUGGUCUCGAGACCCCACUUGCGACGCUGGCGUUGUCGGCCUCCUCACCCAGGAAGAACGAAUGACGACGAGACUGCACGUCAGACAUACCGCCACCCUAAUGCGUACAUAGAACCAGCCGACACAUUUGCCAGAGUCUAUCUGACAUGACGGCUCUUUGGAUGCGCUGCCUACGGAGGAGCGCUCUGACUUCAUCGUCCCAUUGAGGGGGUGGGCGUCUGGAGAUCAAGAACCCGUAAGCAACACAUGCACAGUAGCCAUGAAGAGCUGCACCACACCCACGUCCACACCCACCUGAUUUUGCAUCAGCAUGCGAUCCGCCGGCCUCCUCCUCCAUCUGCUUGGCGUCCCGCACCGGCUGCAGCGACAUGGUGUUCUGACCCAAGUCGUCAGCACACUCUUCCCGGGCCGGCUCACACAGGAAGCCCAGACGCUGACACGGACAGAGACAGACAUUUUUUCCAUUUGGUGCUCGGCAGCUCGCUCACUUCGACAACGGCAAGGCAGUCUCUGACACGGAUGGUGACAUCGCGCCUUCCCGCCACAUAACUGCUGCUGCUGCUCGCAUACAGGUCGAACAGCUGUUGUAUGCUGGGCUGCAUCGCCGACCAGCACGACUGGAUGCCGUCCGCCCGUGAGAGGCCGAAGAUGCUCAGCCCGCCUCCCUCGUAGAUGGGCAGCUUCUGCAGGUGGUCGGUCAUGAGGCGCUGUACCUUCUUCUCAAGGGUGGGCUCUGUAGUUAAGAGCGCCUGCGCGAGGCGGCAGAGGGCCUCGAGGAACUCGCGCAGCAGGAUGGGCGUGGCCUCGCUGUGCACUUCACGGAUGGUCGCACCCUCUGGCUCCUCGCCGGGCUGCAUGUAUAGGGGAGAGAGACGAUGCACAUGUGUUGUCUCCUCGGUUGUGUGUGUGUACUGUGCUGCUUUGCCUUUGGUUUCCAUCUUUGUGCGAUGACUUUAUACGCCUCGUCCGGGUCCAUGAUGAUCAUGGGGUAGCUCUCCACCCUCUCCUCAGCUGAUAUCGUCACACUCGGCUUGGAGCGGUCCUCCGUCGAUGAGACCUCCCCCUUCUUGGCAUCGGAGCUCUUCAGCACCGACUCUGGAUGCACAAGACUCACACAAAUGACAAUAACGCGCACAAUCCGUCCUCGCCCCUCCCCACUCUCUGUGUCCCUACGCCCCUACCUAGCUUCACCCCCUCCCCCCCGGUGUCUCCCUUGUUCUCCUCUCCCUCCCCCUCCGCCACACGGAGCGGCGAUGGGGGUAGCGCCUUGCUCUUCCCGCGAGAAGAGGUCCGUGAUUUCGAUCCCGAAGAGCCUGACGACGCCGACCCCACCGCCCCCUGAGGCGGCACUCCACCCUCGCUCUUGGUCCGAGACGCGGGAGGCCUCUUGGCGGGCGGGGGACCGGGGACAGCCGCAGAGGAAGCAGCAGGUUGGGCUGGGCCGUGGGUGGCUGAUUCGGUGGAAGACGCGGAGGUGUCGGUGGUCAGUCUCUCUAACGGAUCGGCGCUGCGGGGCCCGCUCGCCAACAGCUGGCCAGGGAAGCACACAUACGGAUGGAUGGAUGGAUAAUGUGUUUGUUGCAUCUGGGGCUGGGACCCAAGCUACUCACCCGGUUGAGUGCGGCGAUUGGUAUGCGAGGGGAGAGAAUUUGUGCGUCACGGGCCAGGAUCCAGAAUUGGAGCUGCGUCAUCGCGUAAGGAUCUUGGUUGGCGCCACGAAGCACAGCACUGGAGAGAGGAAAGAAACAGCAAAGAAACAGUACAUAUGCACCGAUCUGUCCAUACGUCACGUCACGCUCACCGGUAUCGUCCGUAUAUGUGCCUGAGGUCGCUGAGAGCCCUCAGCAGCGUGUUGUACGUCUUCUUGAAGUCCUGUGCCGUCUCUGCCACACCCAGCCGAGCGGUCUCAAUGUCCCGAAUGUCCGAGAGGUCUGUGCAGUUCUUAAUGGGGUUGUCCUCACGGCCCGUGUGCAACACCUAUUGCACGCACGCACACACAGAUCCUAUCCUACCUAUAUGGACUUGUCUCUGUGUCAUCCUCUCGUGUGACAUAUAUACGGUUCCUGGGGGCGGCACAGCAGGCUGUCUCUGUGUCAUCCUGUCGUGUUCGAACGGCCCCUCAUACACGCUGCCGUCCUCAAAGGUGAACCGACCAUGCCCGUGCUUCUCGUCCUUCACCCAUACGCCAUCGUACUUGGCCCCAUUGGCGUACCAGAAAGUCCCCCGGCCGUGCCGGGCACCGUCCUGAUGCCCACAUGCAUACACACAGAUGCGCGCAUGGACGUGCCUCUGUGGCUGGCGGUGUCUCACCCGCCACUGUCCGUCAUAUUUGUUGAGAAGCUGCUGAGUGAGCGCACUCGAGGGGCCGUGGGCAGCCGACGGCUCCAAGGGGGACGGCACACCGCUGCCCGCGGCAUUCGGCAGAGACAGGACUUCCUCUCUCCCUUCGGCAGGAGGUUCUGAUACAUGGACGCGAAAAAGACAAAUCUCUCUGUUUUGUCGCUGGUGUCACCGACUUGGCUGUGGCGGGUCGCCCCAUAUGUAGAUGCCCCGGCCGUGGGGCCUUCCAUUGUACCACUCGCCUGCAUGAACCAGCAGCCACCACGGCAGGAGGUAAGCCGCCCGCCCCAAUCAUAAGCAUUGCCAGUCGGUUGUGUCUCACCCACCUUUGUACAAUUCAUUGGUUGGCCACCACAUGGCACCCUGGCCGCAUUGCAGGCCGUCGCGCCACUCGCCUGAUCGACCAGAGCGCAUACACACGAUGAGGAUCCUUUUGUGUGCUGCAUGUGCCUAAUACCGUUGUAUAUGCUGCCUGAUGGAUAGACCUGCCUGCCCUGGCCCUGCUUCUUCCCGUGGUACCACUGACCUUACAACCACCAACCACAGCACCAAGACACACACUUUUGAGGUGAAGGUGAAGCUUAAGAACACAGGGAUGAAUACCGUCGUAUAUGGCGGUUGGUGCGGCUUCGGAGCUCUGUGCCGACUCGAAGUAGGUGAGCACGCCGCUGCCGUGGCGCUGGCCCUUCAGCCACCCGCCCACAUAACGAAUGCACCUGCAUGUGAACGGCUUGCCAUGCUCACUUCUUCCUUUUUCGUGUGUGUCCAGCCUCACCCAUCCGCUGAAGUGAACGUGCCCGUCCCAUCUCGAAUGCCUUGGACAAACUGCACAAAGACACACACAAAAACACCGUGUGCGCGUCAGCCGACCCCGCGCCACAUAUACCUGUCCUUGAUACAAGCUGCCGUCGGGCCACCGGUAGACCCCUUCACCGUCGAUGCAGUUGUCCACAUAGCCUCCCUCGUACGUCGCGCCGUCUCCCCAGGUGUAUUUGCCUUUGCCGCUGAAAGUCUUGGUGCCCAGGAAUGUGCUGUGCAGGGCCCCCGUGUAGCGGCAUGCGUCCAGCUGGGCGUCGGUGAGGGGCAGCUCAUUGGUGAGGGCCGCACGGCGCUUCUUCUUACGGAGGGUGCGCAGACGGUCGUCCUCGAAGCGGCUGAGCUCACACCACACGUCUGUCAUGGGGAGAAAAGGAUUUCGG